This is a messenger RNA of Ostrinia furnacalis (Asian corn borer), 1027 nucleotides long. RefSeq names its product translocator protein. Lineage: Eukaryota; Metazoa; Arthropoda; Insecta; Lepidoptera; Crambidae. The record is from RefSeq and is a predicted model, not a curated record. The transcript is spliced from 5 exons. Bases 172 to 705 code for a protein of 177 amino acids. Gene Ontology annotation, cellular component: mitochondrial outer membrane.
GAGAUCAAUUUCUAGAUGAGUUUACGUGCACUUUCUAAUCUCUUCAAUUUAUCAGUGCAAUGUUUGUUCAGUUCAGUGAUUUCACCUUAGAAUUUUAAUUUUCCAUUUUCCCGUAACUUUUUGCCUCCGGCGGCUGUUCAAUUGUGCUAUUUGAUAUCUCCAGAAUUCCUAAUGGCUUACCAACCUGCGAUUGCUUCCAUCAUCCUUCCCAACCUUGGUGGGUGGGCUAACGGCCUAUACUUCGCCGGACAGAUCCGCAAGGACCCCGGCCAGAAGUCCUGGUACGAUGACCUGAAGAAGGCUCCAUGGAACCCUCCCAAGUGGGUGUUUGGACCCGCCUGGACUGUUCUUUACAGCGGCAUGGGUUACGCCUCCUACUUAGUUUAUGAAGAGUGCGGUGGAUUCGUAGACGAUGCAGUUUUGCCUUUAUCGUUGUACGGAGGCCAACUGCUGCUUAACUGGUCGUGGACGCCCAUCUUCUUCGGAAUGAAAGACUUCAAACUGGCGUUCAUAGAAAUAUCUGUGCUGUCCGGCGCGGCUUUGGCGACCACCAUCGCCUUCUUCAACGUCAACAAAACCGCCGGCUGGCUGAUGGUUCCGUACCUCGCGUGGUUGGGAUACGCCUCAUCCUUGAACUACUAUAUCUGGAAGAACAACCCUAGCGGUGCCACCAUCAAGGAGAUUAAGGAUGAGAAGGCUAACUAAAGAUGAAUCCAGCACACGCCGUUUUAAUGUCUAGUUCAUUUAACUUAAGAUUGUUUUAUUAAGGCUUUUCACUACAAAGCAAUAUUCAACGAAAAAUUUCAUGUUCUGUAAAAAUCAGUCAAACGCUUGUCUGUCUUUGUCACUCACGUUUACGUCUCAGCAUGGGUGAGAGAGAUGGAUAGAGGCAAUAUUACAAAAUGCUGAUUUAAUAUUAAGUGAAUAAAGGUCUAUUAAAACCAGUCAUUAUUAAACGCUAAGUAUAAAUGUUAGUCGUUUAUAUGCAGACAGGUGGCGUUACCUCAAAGUUGGUGACACACUAGGG